AUGAGGACUCCAACUAGUGACAUCAAGACUGGUUUAAAGAAAGGUUCAUGGAGUCGUGAAGAAGAUCAGAUGUUGAUUUCUUAUAUUAGCAGAUAUGGCAUCUGGAACUGGUCGCAGAUGCCCAGAUUUGCUGGGUUGUCAAGAAGUGGGAAGAGUUGUCGACUCCGAUGGAUGAAUUAUCUUAAACCUAAUAUAAAAAGGGGGAACUUUUCCAAGGAAGAAGAAGACAUCAUAUUCCAUUCUCAUUUGCUUCUCGGGAAUAGGUGGGCAGCAAUUGCAUCGAGACUUCCUGGAAGGACUGAUAACGAAAUAAAGAACCACUGGCAUGCCCAUCUCAAGAAACGUCUGACUGAUCACAACAUGGUUCCUAAAACAACCAACCAAAAUGAUAAGAGAACAUCAAUGACGUUUAAACCUGAUAAUGUUGAGGAAAUAUUACAACAGCCUGCUAAUCAUAACUAUGAUAUUUCUGAGUCCUGCUUGACUUUCGAAGAUGAUAUAUUUUCAUCUAGCAGCAGCACUACUACUUCCAUAGAGCAUCACCAAAUCGACAAUAGAGCUGAUUAUUUUGAUCUUGGUUCACCAGGAACAGUUGAUGAUCUUCAAUAUUUUUGGCAACAGCUUUGCCCAUUUGAGAACUUGGAGCUUGAAAACAAUCAUCUGGACAUGUUAUCUAAUCCCAUUUUUCAAGAUUCAUUCGAUGAUCCGAACAGUCCAUGUAGCUUCUACAUAAGCGACUACGACAUUAUCCAAGGAUUUUAA
Molecule: messenger RNA, 762 nt
Organism: Cynara cardunculus var. scolymus (artichoke)
Lineage: Eukaryota; Viridiplantae; Streptophyta; Magnoliopsida; Asterales; Asteraceae
Product: transcription factor WER-like
Exons: 3
Coding region: 1-762 (253 amino acids)
Source: RefSeq, a predicted model, not a curated record